Messenger RNA from Apodemus sylvaticus (European woodmouse), 1572 nucleotides. RefSeq names its product L-amino-acid oxidase-like. The transcript has 7 exons. Lineage: Eukaryota; Metazoa; Chordata; Mammalia; Rodentia; Muridae. Bases 1 to 1572 code for a protein of 523 amino acids. Gene Ontology annotation, biological process: amino acid catabolic process. Gene Ontology annotation, molecular function: polyamine oxidase activity; L-amino-acid oxidase activity. The record is from RefSeq and is a predicted model, not a curated record.
AUGAAUUUCAGGACCAUGGCCAAGAAGAGUGGAAUCUUAAUUUGGGGGAUCCUGCUAUCCAUCUCCAGCUGCCUCGCCUUCUAUGAGGACCUUCUCAAGUGUUUCCAGGAUCCGGAUUAUGAGUCCUUCCUUCUCAUAGCCCAGAAUGGGCUCCAUACCUCCCCACUGUCUAAGCGUGUGGUGAUAGUGGGAGCUGGCAUGGCAGGCCUAGUGGCAGCUAAGACCCUACAGGAUGCUGGUCACGAGGUAACCAUCUUGGAGGCCAGCAACCACAUUGGAGGUCGUGUGGUCACCCUCAGAAACAAGGAGGAAGGCUGGUACUUUGAACUUGGACCAAUGCGAAUCCCAGAAAGCCACAGGCUAGUCCACACCUAUGUCCAGAAGCUUGGCCUGAAGUUGAAUAAAUUCAACCAGUAUGAUAGCAAUACCUGGUACCUACUCAAUGGACAACGUUAUCGUGCCUCUGAAGUCAUGGCUAACCCAGAGAUCUUGGGCUACCCCCUGAGGCCCAUGGAAAAGAACAAAACUGCCACAGAUCUGUUCUACCAAGCCAUCACUAAGAUCAAACCCCAUAUGAAGACAUUCAACUGCAGUCAGCUGCUGUCCCUUUAUGACUCUUACUCCACCAAGGCUUACCUGGUGAAGGAAGGGAUGCUGAGCAAAGGGGCCGUCGACAUGAUCGGCGAUGUGAUGAAUGAGAACGCUGGCUACUAUAAGUCCCUCCUAGAGUCCCUGAGGAUUGCUACCCUCUUCUCCAAAAGUGAACAAUUUUCAGAGAUCACUGGUGGCUUUGACCAACUCCCCAAGAGCCUCAGUGCCAGCCUGAAGCCUGGCACCAUCCGUCUGGGAUCCAAAGUAGAAAGAGUGGUAAGAGAUGGGCCCAAGGUUGAGGUUUUGUACCGCACAGAUGGGCCCACCUCUGAGCUGCACAAUCUCACUGCGGACUAUGCCAUCAUCACUGCCUCAGCCAAGGCCACGCACCUCAUCACCUUCCAGCCACCUCUAACCCGAGACAAAACACAUGCCCUGCGCUCCGUUCAUUACACCAGUGCCACCAAGGUGGUUUUAGUGUGCAACGAACGCUUCUGGGAACAAGAUGGCAUCCGGGGCGGCUACUCCAUCACUGACCGACCCUCCCGCUACAUUUACUAUCCCAGCCACAGCCUGCCAGGCGGCAAGGGAACCCUGCUGGCCUCUUUCACCGUGGGUGAUGAUUCCUCCUUCUUUACUGGCCUGAAGCACAACCAGGUGGUGGAUGUUGUCCUGGAUGACCUUGCGGCAGUGCACCGCAUACCCAAGGAGGACCUAAAGCGCAUGUGCCCAAAGUCAGCGAUCAAGCACUGGUCUCUAGACCCCCUCACCAUUGGCGCCUUUGCAGAGUUCACACCCUACCAAUUUGUGGACUAUUCAAAGCAGCUCUUCCAGCCAGAGGGCCGCGUUUACUUUGCUGGGGAACAUACCUCCCUGCCGCAUAGCUGGAUAGACACCUCCAUCAAGUCUGGCAUUCGGGCUUCCAGCAACAUUCAGGCUGCAGUGGACAAGGAGGCCACUCGGGGACAGAUAGCUCUUUAG